AUGGCCAAAGAAGACCAGAGAUUUGCCAUAGGAAUCGACCUUGGUACAACGUAUUCGUGCGUAGCAGUGUGGCUGGAGCAACAUGAAAUAGCUGUCACCAAUCCCGAAAACACUGUUUUUGGUGCUAGGAGGUUAAUUGGUAGGAAAUACAGUGAUCCCAUUAUUCAUAAAGAGAAAAUGUUAUGGCUAUUCAAGGUUGUUGCAGGUGUUAAUGACAAGCCCAUGAUCGUGGUUAAAUACAAGGUAAAGCGCCUUUGUGCAGAAGAAAUAUCUUCUAUGCUUCUCAUGCAAAUGCGGGAGAUUGCAGAGACAUAUUUGGAAACACCUGUGAAAAAUGUUGUUGUCACAGUGCCUGCUUAUUUCAACGACUCUCAGCCUAAAGCUACCAAAGAUGCUGGUGUCAUUGCUGGCCUCAAUGACAAGGUCUUCCAAGUUAGGGCUACUGCUGGAAACACUCAUCUAGGGGGAGAGGAUUUUGACAAUAGAAUGGUGAACUACUUUGUGAAGGAGUUCAAAAGUAAAAACAAAGUGGAUAUUAGCGGGAAGCCAAAAACCCUAAAGAGGUUGAGAACUGCAUGUGAGCGCGCAAAAAGAAUUCUUUCAUUUGUAGUCACUACCACCAUUGAGUUAGAUGCCUUAUUUACGGGCAUUGACUUCUUCUUAAUCACUGGUGCAAAGUUUGAGCAAAUUAAUAUGGAGCUCUUUGAAGAGUGUAUACAGACAGUUGAUAGAUGUCUUACUUAUGCUAAAAUGGACAAGAACAGUGUAGAUGAUAUUGUCCUUGUUGGUGGUUCCUCUAGGAUUCCAAAAGUGCAGGAACUAUUGCAGGACUUCUUUAAUGGAAAGGAUCUGUGCAAGAGCAUCAACCCUGACGAGGCUAUUGCUUAUGGUGCAGCUGUUCAGGCUGCUUUGUUGAAUGAAGGCAUGAAGAAUGUUUCAAACUUGGAGCUACUGGAUAUUACACCUCUAUCCCUUGGUGUAAAGACAAAAGACGAUGUCAUGAGUGUGGUCAUCCCCAGGAACAAUACCAUUCCUGUGAGGAAGACAGAAGUAUUCUUUAGAGUAAAUGAUACCCAAUAUCAAGUUCCUAUUGAAGUGUACGAGGGGGUGAGAGCAAAAGCCACUGAUAACAAUUUGUUAGGUUCUUUUGUUCUUUCUGGUUUUCCUCCUGUUCCUCGUCGCCAUCCUUUGGAUAAUGAGAUUAUCAUAACCAAUGACAAAGAAAGACUGUCACCUGAAGCAAUGAUGAGAAUGAUUCACGAAGCUGAGAAUUUUCAGGCUGAAGACAAGAAGUUCCAGAGGAAGGCCAAGGCAAUGAAUUGUUUGGAUCAUUACAAGAUUAGUUCUGCCAUUAGGAAGACUACAAAUUUGCUGGAUGGUAAAAAUCAGCAUGAUGAAGUAUAUGUAUUUGAAGAUCAUCUGAAGGAGAUGCUUGUGAGCCUCUAUGAAAACACAAUAGGCGAGAUUGGUUAG
This is a messenger RNA of Sphenostylis stenocarpa, 1473 nucleotides long. The record is from the annotation of a GenBank genome assembly. NCBI's taxonomy places the organism in Eukaryota, Viridiplantae, Streptophyta, Magnoliopsida, Fabales, Fabaceae.